Molecule: messenger RNA, 2139 nt
Organism: Lizanozyma spartinae
Lineage: Eukaryota; Fungi; Ascomycota; Pichiomycetes; Serinales; Debaryomycetaceae
Gene: DEF1
Product: DNA damage-responsive RNA polymerase-degradation factor
Exons: 1
Coding region: 1-2139 (712 amino acids)
Molecular function (GO): ubiquitin binding
Source: RefSeq, a predicted model, not a curated record
AUGUCAUCCUCGGCACAGCGAAAACCAUAUAAGAAUCAUCUGAAGAGAUUCCACUCACAAGGGUCUACCUCAGCACAAUCGGUGGAAUUAACCACAUUGUCAGAGAUGUUUCCGGAUUGGGAAGCAGAAGACUUGAAGACUUUACUUGCCGAAAAUAGAAAUGACUUGGAAACAGUCAUCGACUUGAUCGUCAAUAACAAGGUAUCUAAGUGGGAACCUAUAAAGAAGGAAGUCAGAAACAAGAAGAAAGAAAGUAUUGACACCGAAGAAUCUACUCCUUCUGAAAGUAACAUUUCUGCAGGUCAACUGCAAACAGGCCAAGACCAUCACCAUCACAAGCAUAACAAGUUUUCUUCAACCUCCACUACCAACACUAGCAACAACAAUAACAAUUCAUACAAUUCGUCCAAUGCAUAUGCAAAGUCAGCUAGAAGAGAAAGACCAGAAAGAUCAGCUAGACCAAAGCAAUCUAAGGAUGCCUCCAAAAAGGAAGGUUCUACUGGCUCAUCAGCCCCUGCAUCUACAUCUUCAUCUACUUCAACUGCAUCUGCUCCAUCCGUUCCAGCUAACUCGUGGGCAGCUGCGUUAUCUGCUGAUAAGAAACCAAAGCCAAAGACAAUGGAAAAAGCUCAAGAACCAGUCGUUGAAGAACAAAACGUAGAAGUCUCUGAACAAGUUGCUGAAGAACCAGCAGGAGAAUCCGAGUCCUUGGAGGAAACAAAACCUGUAGAAGAGACCAAAUCUACUCCUAAGCAAGCUCCAACUGCUAAAGCCCAGCCUGGUGCAUCAUGGGCAUCUGCCAUUGCUUCAGCUCAAAAGCCAAAGACCAAGUCCGUAGAAAGCCCAGUUGAACAAUCAAAGGAAGAAGAAGAAUCUGCUGAAGUACCAGCUAAGGAAGAGGAAGUCUCUGUUCCAGCUGUGUCUGCUACUGAGUCCGUCCCAGAACCUGAACAAGUUCAGGAAGCUCAAGAAGUUCAAGAAGUCUCUGUUGAAAUCCAAGAACCAAUUACCGAAGUUGCUCCUGUUGCCGAACCAGUUUCUAUCCCAUCUGCUAAUGUACCUGAACCAGUAUCUGUUGCCCCAGGUAUUGUCUCUGCUCCCGAGCCUCAAGUGAUAUUACCUACUUCUACCCAACAACUUAACACCGUAGGUGUCUCCUUUGGUUCAUUAUCAUUAGGUGAAGAGGAAAAGGAAGCUGAAACUCAAGAAGCUGUUCAAGAAGUUCAAACCAGUGCUUCUGCUCCUUCCCAACAACAACAACAACAACAGCAACAACAACAACAACAAUCUCAAACUGUCCCUCAACAACAACAACAGAGAUAUGGAUACUACAACAACCAAAAUAGAUAUAGUCAACAAGUUUACCAACAACCUCAACAAUACAGUCAGUCCAAGCAACAACCUCAACAACAAUACGAUUACUACUCUCAAUUCCAACAACAACAAUACCCUCAACAAACCCAAUUACCUGGUAACCAAUUUGGAUAUCCAGGUAUGGACUACAGUGCAUACACACAGCCUUCUGCAUCCCCAGCCGCUACUAACGCGAACACUGCCUAUGGUCAAUACACUCAACCUGCCACUCAAAGUCAAGCUACCACUUCUCAAGAUGCUACUUCACAAUCUCCUGUUGUAAACCCCAAUAACUUGCAACAACAAGUGCCUACUGCUCCAUUCGGGUACCCAUACUUCAACUACUAUUACAACACUCCAUUCUAUGCUAACAAUGGACUUGGUGCUCAAAGUGGAUUUGGUACUCAAGGCGCUCAAACCGGUGCUAUUCAAGGUACUAACCAAACUGCUGUUAACAACGGUUAUGCUGGUAAUGGUGCUGCCAACUCUCAAUACUAUGUUCAACCAAACCAAUACAACAACAGAUACCCUGGCUACAGUUCAGGAUAUCCUCAACAGGCUCCUCAAUCCAAUGGUCAAUCCCAACCAGCUUCUGCUAGCGGCAGUACCAAUGCAACUGAAGGUGAUGCUCCCUCUGGUCAACAACAACAAGGGAACGCACAACCUGUUGGUUCUCAUGGCCAACAACAGGUUCCUCAACAACCUAUAGUUCCUCAAUAUGGUUACCAACAGUAUCCUCAAUACGGUGGUUAUCAAAACACUUCACAGUACCCCAAUUGGUACUAG